GGAAGUGGGAAGGCAGGAGCGUCCGGGAAGGAAGGAAGAGCGAGUGACGCUUGACGGCAGUGGCCCUGUCGGAAAAGCCCAGCAAGGACAGCUGAGGGAGGCAGAGGAAGCGUGCUGUCGCAGCCAUGCCAAUCUUCGACCUUCAGGACAAGCUGGGCAUCGACCUUGACCGGUGGUUCCUGAACCAGAGCGGCAAGCAGCCCUACCAGAGGCCCAGCGUGUGCCAUGCCUUUGAGAAGGAAUGGCUGGAGUGCUCUGAGGGCAUCGGACAGACGCGGGCCAAGAAGGAAUGUCGCUUGGAGAUGGAGGACCUGAAUGAGUGCAUCAAUAUGCGCAAAAUGAUCAAGCGCCUGGUAGCCAUCACAGAACAGAGGAAGAAGCUGAUGAAGGAAGGGAAGUACACCCCGCCUGACUACCACAGCGGCAAGCUAGAGACCGAGCCUUGAAAGCCUGCUGUUGGUUUCAGGGGUAGCAGAAGUCAUAAGCGCUGCCCAAUCUCUUUUGGACUCCUCUGUGGGGGUUUUAAUAGAAGGCAUCUUUUGCUGUAUCAGGCUAGAGCCUUUGACCAUUACCCUGCAGCUUCGAAGCAAUGGCUGCUUGUGGGUCAAGUUCAGUUCUCGGCUGUCGCCUUGGCUUGAAUAAAUAUCCUAAUUUGGGUCUCAA
Messenger RNA from Anolis sagrei ordinatus, 663 nucleotides. It is a transcript of the gene NDUFS5, whose product is annotated as NADH:ubiquinone oxidoreductase subunit S5. NCBI's taxonomy places the organism in Eukaryota, Metazoa, Chordata, Lepidosauria, Squamata, Anolidae. Gene Ontology annotation, biological process: mitochondrial respiratory chain complex I assembly. The record is from RefSeq and is a predicted model, not a curated record.